ACCGGCGGAGAAUCCCCACCUUCCGACAAUGAUGGCGACGAGCGCCCUGUUCGCAAGCAACUUAAAGAAACCUCCAUCGACUCUACCCACACGACCGUGAACGAGAACUCCAGCAGCCGCAAGCGCUCUUUCGAAGAAUCUCGUGACCACCAUGAUGACCCCUGCGAGAAUGGCGAAAGCCGACGAAAGCGAUCGCGAGAAGGCACACCGCAGUCUGGAAAUGUGAGUACCAACAACAUGCAAAACACCCUUUGGGCCUCCCUGGAUAUCGCCCAAGGCAACCUAUCACCCUCGCCCCUACCCUCUACAACCCCCGGAACCCCGUAUCAUGCGCCUGGGCUCGAUGAUCUCCUCGAUUAUGAGGAGUAUGAGCAAAACGAGGACGCAAUUAUGCCUCAAAGACGUGAUGAGCCUACGGACUGGUGCCUCCUUCAUGAUCGUCUCAACGAUCUGAAUGGCUAUCAAGCCUGGCUUUCAAAGCAGCACGAGCUUUAUGAGCGACAAGAGGAGCUUUUCGCGAAGGAACGAAAGCGUCUUCAGGACAAGGCGAAAUUUGGGGCGGAGCAGCGGAAACGCCUUGAGGAAGAGCAGAAAGAUGCCGAGGAGGCACGAAAUGAGCUUCAUGCGACACAAGACCUCCUUGACGAGUCAAAGAGGCGUCUGGACAAGACGCAGGACCGCCUUCGGCGCAAACAAGACCGCCUCUAUGAGGAUCAUGACCGUCUUGUCCGGAUCCAAGCGCAUUUCGAUGAAGAAUACGAGAUUUUGCACGAGCUGAUCGACGAAAUCCAACGGGAACAACCGCGAGUGGAGAGACGGAAAUCCAAGGUUCUCUUGGAAAAGUCAUUUCUUCAAGAGAAGCCGAAGUUCCUGAAAGAAGAUCAAAAGUCGCCCAGCCCAUCUCCCGAACCCCCCGGGACUCCUAAGACUCACAAGGCCUGGCCCGAAACUUCGUUCCCAAGGGCCAAUCGUUCAUCUCGUGACUGUCCAGGAAGCCCCGAGCCCUGGGUAGCAUCUCUGCUUCCUCAAAAUUCCUACCUCUACGUUCCUUACUCCGUUCCUUACUCCGGAAGCCCCAAAUUCCAGCCGACUGUCCAACUUGAACUAUCAGCUGAGUCUGUCCUGGAGAUCCUUCUCCGGAAAUCUCCAGUCGAUGGCGAUUUGUUGAACGUGAAAGUUGAAGAUGAUACUUCAACUAGCUCGUAUAACUCAACAUCUGUGUCCUCUUCUGGAAAGGAAUAUUCCAGCCCUAAUCCCCAAACCCCGCCGGAUACACACAAAGAAAUUUAUGAGACAAGUACCAACCCAAUGUUACAGGACCCGAUAUCAUCGACGAUCGAACCCACGCCCGGAAACAUGGACGACGAAUCGGCAAAGUAUCCGAAAAAGAAGAGAAGUCACGAACAGCUUGAGGACGCUUCAAAGAAAUCGGAUACAACGAAUGACUUAGCGCCAACCCCUGCUGGUCCUACCGAUGCGAAUUCCACUAUUGAUGGAGAGCCCGAGAAGAAGAAACAUCGUGAUAACUCACAGGAACGGGAUAUCAAGACUGACCAUGCAUUCGCUUCCAGCGCCUUUGGGAAGGCAGCCGCAUCUCCAUUCGCUUCGCUAAACAAGAUUCAGGAUUCAACUAAAGAUUCUCAAAAGCCCGCUUCUGCCUCUGCAUUCGCCUCGUCGAGUUUGGCCGCAUUUGCAGGCUCUGAAAGUUCUCCCUUCGGUGCACUAGGAGGCUCAACUCCCUCCGUCUUCACCCCCGCCUCCGGGACAAGCAGCUUUGCAACUCCCUCACUCUUCAGCUCCGCCGCCUCUGGCACAAACAGCUUUGCAGCCCCCUCUGGGACCUCUGGGUUCGGUGCCCUGGGAAGUGGGUUCACAGGUGUUGGUGGUGGAUUCGGUGCUGCUACUAAAGCUGGCGGCCUGACCAGUUUUGCGUCGAGCAAUGCUCCAGCCACACUGGGCGAAUCCAAGGCCAAGUCCUUUGGUGCUAAUGAUUCCGAUGCCGAUGAAAGCGACGCCAAUGAUGAUGAAAACACACACACAUUCGAGGCGUCCAAGACUGAUGAACGUUUCUACGCUCAGGACAUUCAAACCGGCGAAGAAGACGAAGAAACCGUUUUCUCCUGCAAGGCAAAGCUGUUCCAUUUCUCGAACAAGGAGUGGAAGGAGCGUGGCAUCGGCACUUUUAAAGUCAAUAUCCGCCAGAAUGCCGAUGGCAAGCCAACAGGCCGUAUGAUUAUGCGUGCUGAUGGCGCCAUGCGCGUGAUGUUGAAUAGCCCGAUUUUCAAGGGCAUGAACUAUGGGGAUGCGAAGAAUGAAGCCCCCAUUAAUAAGCAAAUCCUCCUGGCCAGCCUGGAAGAAGGCCGUACCAUUCCUCUGUUGUUGCGUGUAAGGUCACUCUCUCCUCUUUCCAAUGAAUAUACUGACCUGACUCUCCAGACUGGAAACGAGUCAUAUGCAAGAGAACUUUACGAUACCAUUGAUGAUCUACUGAAGGACGCAGAUGUAUGA
Penicillium odoratum is the source of this 2508-nucleotide messenger RNA. RefSeq lists its product as uncharacterized. Gene Ontology annotation, cellular component: nuclear pore; cytoplasm. Gene Ontology annotation, molecular function: GTPase activator activity. The transcript has 3 exons. NCBI's taxonomy places the organism in Eukaryota, Fungi, Ascomycota, Eurotiomycetes, Eurotiales, Aspergillaceae. Gene Ontology annotation, biological process: intracellular transport. The annotation marks the transcript as partial. The record is from RefSeq and is a predicted model, not a curated record.